GCUCCGCCUCAGCAGGUACAGCCGCACUCCCUGAGCCACUAUCCUACUGCUGACCCUGAACCCGGCUCGGCCCGGUUCUCACCUCCAGACUGGUGCCAGGCCAGUGUCCUCCAAGUGGUCACCAAGACUUUCCUGAGUGCAUCGCGGCCUCCCCUCCCCCCACCUUUUUUCCUAUUCCUCCUUCUACCCAGGCCAGGAAAACAAAUGGGAAGACUGGAAGUGCACUUCAGUUUUAAUUGUAUAGUUUUAUCGCUACCUCACCUGUGGAGAUUUAGAGUGGGUUAAGGAAUGACUUCUGAAGCGGCUGGGGCAAUAUGGUUGCACGUGUCAAGGUGAAAAGGAGUCUCAGUUGCCCCAUAAGACCGCCUGUGCCAAGCUCAGCAUGGGUGGGGGCCUGAUUGAGAGGUAUGUGGCUGCCAUGGUGCUGAGUGCGGCUGGUGAUACCCUGGGCUACUUCAACGGGAAGUGGGAAUUCCUUCGGGAUGGGGAGAAGAUACACCGGCAGUUGGCCCAGAUGGGUGACUUGGAAGCCAUAGAUGUGGCCCAGUGGAGAGUCAGCGAUGACACCAUCAUGCACCUGGCUACAGCAGAAGCCCUCAUGGAAGCCGGCAGUUCCCCGGAUUUGCCUCAGCUGUAUUCCCUACUAGCUAAACAUUACCGGGACUGCAUGGGAGACAUGGAUGGCCGGGCACCAGGUGGUGCUUGCAUGCAGAAUGCCAUGCAGCUGGACCCCGACAGGGCUGACGGCUGGAGGAUUCCCUUCAACAGUCACGAGGGCGGCUGUGGAGCCGCCAUGCGCGCCAUGUGCAUCGGGCUGAGGUUUCCUCACCCCAGCCAGCUGGACACUCUGAUCCAAGUGAGCAUCGAGAGCGGCCGGAUGACCCACCACCACCCCACAGGCUACCUCGGAAGCCUAGCGUCAGCUCUUUUUACCGCAUAUGCCGUGAACGGCAAAUCACCACGGCAGUGGGGGAAGGGGCUGAUGGAGGUGCUGCCAGAGGCCAAAGCGUAUGUCACCCAGUCAGGCUACUUUGUGAAGGAAAAUCUCCAACACUGGUCCUACUUCGAGAAAGAAUGGGAAAAGUACCUGGAACUUAGAGGAAUUUUGGAUGGCAAGUCCGCUCCCGUCUUCCCGAAACCCUUUGGUGUGAAGGAAAGGGAUCAGUUCUAUAUCGAAGUGAGCUACUCAGGCUGGGGUGGCAGCAGUGGACACGAUGCCCCCAUGAUUGCCUAUGAUGCCCUCCUGGCUGCAGGGGAUUCCUGGAAGGAGCUCGCACACAGAGCCUUUUUCCAUGGUGGAGACAGUGAUUCCACGGCCACCAUUGCUGGAUGCUGGUGGGGAGUUAUGCACGGUUUCAAAGGGGUAAACCCUUCUAACUAUGAGAAGCUCGAAUACCGACAGCGGCUAGAAGAGGCCGGAAGAGCUUUGUAUUCUCUGGGGUCAAAAGAAGACACUAUACUAGGUCCCUAGGGAAAGGGUGGUUUGUUUUGGCGGUUUUUUCCCCUGUAUCCCCGACACUCAUUCUCUUCAGCUUUUCCAGCGUCAAGAAUCCUAAUUUUGUGUUUGAAGAAUUCUGAGUAAACAAGUCCCUUGGGCGGCUUCAGCCCCGCCUUCCCACGCUUACCCUGCCCUCCCCGAGUUCCUCUUUUGUGUGUAAGAGUCUUUUUAUUUCAGUUGAUGUGCUCAGUGUUUCUCAUUCCAGAAACCUCAUAACCUUGUAUUCACGUCUCCAUUUUUAUCAUGGAAUUGUUCUAAA
Rattus norvegicus (Norway rat) is the source of this 1757-nucleotide messenger RNA. RefSeq names its product ADP-ribosylarginine hydrolase (gene Adprh). Gene Ontology annotation, molecular function: potassium ion binding; magnesium ion binding; ADP-ribosylarginine-[protein] hydrolase activity. Gene Ontology annotation, biological process: protein de-ADP-ribosylation. NCBI's taxonomy places the organism in Eukaryota, Metazoa, Chordata, Mammalia, Rodentia, Muridae. The record is from RefSeq and is a predicted model, not a curated record.